AUGAACUACCCCAUCCAACGCCCUCUGCACCCAUUGCACAUCAACACGUCGCGAUGGUCCUCUCUAGAGGGUGCCAUGGGUACCCCCAGGUAUAUAAAUGUGCCCAUAAAGCACGACAAGUCAAGCCCGCGGCCGGGCAACAGCCCCCGGCCAGUCGAACCUCCACGUAUCACCAUACACUUCGACUCUGGUAGGGGGACUCCCGGCGUCUCAUUUGGAGACGCUAAGAACGGGAAAUUGCACUGGAUGGGGGACCAGUUUAUCCCGGAAUUGCUCAACCUCGGACAGAAUUCUGUCAACUUGGUCAUCUAUUGGCCAGGGUACGGACACGUUCAGAACACUUUCCCGCUGGAAAUCUGCGUGAACAACCGUCCGGUCACUCGCGCCUACCUGGCGCAACAGGUCGCGAAGGCCUACGAACGGUUUUUCGAUGCUGCGCGAAAGGCGACCUACGCGGGCACACGCAACGAGAACGGCACGACGUGGGAGAUAGGCCGGAACUACUCCCACAUGCACUUCGUUCUUCGCUCCAUAAGCAACGUGCACCUGCACGAUCGUGGAGUCUUCCAGGCGGACAUCCAGAUCCUCAUGGCUGUGAACGCGGUUGAUGUAGAGGAGCGAUCGAAGUAG
Molecule: messenger RNA, 630 nt
Organism: Trametes versicolor FP-101664 SS1
Lineage: Eukaryota; Fungi; Basidiomycota; Agaricomycetes; Polyporales; Polyporaceae
Exons: 4
Coding region: 1-630 (209 amino acids)
Source: RefSeq, a predicted model, not a curated record